AGGCAUGUAUAUAAACAUACAAAUAUAUGUUUAAAUGUUGAGAUUGCAAUUGGCCUGUUCAAUUACAAGUCUCCUUUGUUGCAGAGAGUAAUUGUUCUCCAAGAACACAUGGUGUGUUGGUGUUUGAGGAACGUUGGAGAAAGCAAAAAAAAUUCAAAAUAAAACAGCGGGGAGCGGUGAGGAGACUUGUGAUUCUGGCGGACAGAGCUUGAAGCUGGUGAUUGGUGGAUGGUGGUUGGAAUAAAGCAGUUGAAAUUUUAUUUGUAAGCGGUUGAAACAAGAAAAGUUGAGCAAAAGUGACUACCGAGACAAAGGUUAUUACGUUUUAGUAGAAACAUGGAGGCUCUGAUACCUGUAAUAAAUAAGCUUCAGGAUGUUUUCAACACUAUUGGAGCAGAUGUCAUUCAGUUGCCUCAGAUUGUCGUAUUGGGAACGCAGAGUUCUGGUAAGUCAUCAGUCAUCGAAAGCUUGGUAGGUCGUUCAUUCCUGCCCCGCGGGACUGGAAUCGUAACACGACGACCCUUGGUGCUCCAAUUGGUCUACUCGCCGAAAGACGACCGGGAGAACCGCAACGCUGAAAAUGGAACUCUUGACGUUGAAGAAUGGGCUACCUUCUUGCACGACAAGCACAGGAUCUUCAGAAACUUCGACGAUGUUCGUCGAGAAAUCGAAAAAGAAACGGAGCGCAUGGCUGGCGGGAACAAGGGAAUUUGCCCCGAGCCAAUUAACCUGAAAAUAUUCUCCCCCAAAGUCGUCAACCUGACGCUCAUUGACUUGCCGGGCAUCACCAAAGUUCCCGUCGGCGAUCAGCCGGAGGAUAUCGAGUCUCAGAUUCGCCAGUUGGUACUUAAGUAUAUUUGUAAUCCUAAUUCUAUUAUUCUCGCUGUGGUCACCGCGAACACUGACAUGGCCACCAGCGAGAGCUUGAAGUUCAGCAAAGAUGUUGACCCGGAUGGAAGACGUACUCUUGCUGUUGUUACUAAGUUGGAUCUUAUGGAUGCAGGUACUGAUGCCAUAGAGAUACUUUGUGGACGUGUAAUACCAGUUAAACUUGGUAUCAUAGGUGUAGUUAAUAGAUCCCAACAAGAUAUUAUUAAUAAUAAAACUAUUGAAGAGGCAUUGAAAGAUGAAUCAAUGUUUUUACAAAGAAAGUAUCCGACUUUAGCUAAUAGAAAUGGUACUCCGUAUUUAGCUAAGACUCUUAAUCGUUUACUUAUGCAUCAUAUUCGCGAUUGUUUACCUGAAUUAAAGACGCGCGUAAAUGUAAUGAUUUCUCAAUACCAAACACUAUUAAAUUCCUACGGUGAAGAUGUAUCAGACAAGAGCCAAACACUCUUGCGAAUAAUUAUGAAAUUUGCGAGCAGUUAUUGCUCGACAAUUGAAGGCACAGCACGUAACAUAGAAACAACGGCGCUUUGCGGUGGAGCACGUAUCUGUUAUGUGUUUCAUGUUUUAUUCAAAGAAGCCUUGGACGGUAUUCAUCCGCUCGGCGGUCUCACCAAAAUGGACAUUCUCACUGCCAUAAGAAACGCGACGGGUCCAAGACCGGCGUUAUUUGUACCUGAAGUCUCCUUCGAGUUGCUAGUCAAGAGGCAAAUCCGCCGCUUGGAGGAUCCAUCAUUGAGGUGCGUUGAACUGGUCCACAGGGAGAUGCAGGAGAUUGUUCAGCAUUGUGGUACUGAAGUUCAUCAUGAAAUGCUGCGUUUUCCCAAGCUGUACGAACGCAUUGUUGACACUGUAACUCAAUUGUUGCGUAAACGGUUACCUACUACUAAUUCAAUGGUGAAAAAUCUUGUUGCUAUUGAAUUGGCUUAUAUUAAUACAAAACACCCGGAUUUUAACAAAGAAGCGGCUUUAGUUUCUUCGUUAUUAAAAUCGACAGACAUUGAUAAUAUGAAGCAUAGUCGUAAAAAUGGAACACUUGCCAAUGCUUCUAAUACUUCUGUAACACCUGUUGGCGUGAAUAAAAUGGUAAACAACAAAGAAGAAUUAUUGGGUAUUGUGGAGCAGAGUAACAAAGAGCAAAGUCAAAAUCACUGGUUGCUUAGUAAUUUACUGCCUCAAGGCAGGACAGACUCAUCCAGUACAACUGAAAAUUCUCCAGUGAGAACUCGCGACGGCGCUAAAUCCCCAGCAUCUAUGCAAGGUAGUGAUGUAAUCAACAACAUCGAGGAUUGGCAGCAGAAAAAUUCACCACAACAGAAAGCUGUUAAUCUGCUUUCCGAAGUACCCUCUCAAACGAAUAAUAAUCGUAAACUCAGCGAACGAGAACAAAGAGACUGCGAUGUAAUUGAGAGACUCAUCAAGUCGUAUUUCUUCAUUGUCCGCAAAUCUAUUCAAGACAGUGUACCAAAGGCUGUCAUGCAUUUUCUUGUUAAUUUUGUUAGAGACAAUUUACAAAGCGAGUUAGUAACGCACUUGUACAAAACGGAUCAAGCUGAAGCAUUAUUAAAUGAAAGCGAACACAUUGCCGUUAGACGUAAAGAAACUAGUGACAUGCUGGAGGCAUUGACACAAGCAGGCAAUAUAAUUAGUGAAAUCCGUGAAACGCACAUGUGGUAAUAAUGAAGUUUAAGAUAAAUAAAAUGUGCUAAGGCAGUUUCUGUUUCUGCUACUUGCUGUGCUAGUGUCAAAGACUAGAUGUAAUCGUGUUAAAAAAUUUACAUUUAUUAUUAUUACUUUUAAUUAUAAUUACAAUUGUUAUCAUUACUUUUAUUUAAUAUCUUUUACGUCGUAACUAAGUAACACGAUUAAUUUAUCAAUCAACACAGUGUAUCAAUUUUUAUUUCACAAUAAAAAAUUAUCUAUGUAAACUCUUUACAGUA
Messenger RNA from Cotesia glomerata, 2825 nucleotides. It is a transcript of the gene Drp1, whose product is annotated as dynamin-1-like protein. The coding region runs from base 337 to 2562 and encodes 741 amino acids. Gene Ontology annotation, biological process: mitochondrial fission. Gene Ontology annotation, molecular function: GTP binding; GTPase activity; microtubule binding. Gene Ontology annotation, cellular component: cytoplasm; membrane; mitochondrion. The transcript is spliced from 9 exons. The record is from RefSeq and is a predicted model, not a curated record. Lineage: Eukaryota; Metazoa; Arthropoda; Insecta; Hymenoptera; Braconidae.